Messenger RNA from Clonostachys byssicola, 861 nucleotides. The record is from the annotation of a GenBank genome assembly. Lineage: Eukaryota; Fungi; Ascomycota; Sordariomycetes; Hypocreales; Bionectriaceae.
AUGUCGGUUGAAACAAUCAAGGUCGCUGUCCUUGGCGCUGCCGGUGAAAAUGCUGGCUUAAUCCUAGACGGACUACUCGCUUCCAAGGAGCCCAAGUUUGAAAUUACCGCCUUGGCGCGACCAUCAUCUGUGUCCAAGGCAUCUUACAUUAAGCUCGCUACGAAAGGCAUCAGAAUUAUCGCGGUCGAUCUCGACGGGUCAGAUAUUCAAAUUGCUGAAGCUCUAGAGGGACAGGAUAUUGUCAUUGCCUCAGUGCCCCCUAAUGCGUUGGAUUCCCAGCUUCCUCUUAUCCGCGCUGCGAAGCUUGCCAAUAUCCAGCGUUUUGUUCCCAGCGCCUUCGCCAUGGCUAUUGCCCCAUCCGGUAUUUGUGGCGUGCAAAUAGAGAAAGAACGAAUUUAUGCUGAGCUCGUAGCCUCUAGCAUUCCUUAUACUAUUAUCGACGUUGGAUGGUGGUAUAAUGGCUUCAUCCCUCAAGUGCCAUCAGGAUUCACAGAUUUUGCUAUUGCUCUACCGGACUUCAUCAGGAAUCUUGUACCUGGGGACGGCACUGUAAAGACCCAUGUUAUCGACAAUCAGGAUGUCGGUCGUCUGGUCGCCCGCAUUAUUACUGACCCAAGAACUAUCAACAAGCGGGUGAUGGCCUCAGGCACCGCCCUCUCGUUUGAUGACAUGUUUGCCAUCGCUGAAGAACUGACUGGUGAAAAACCUGAACGUAGAAAUGUGUCGGCGGAAGGGCUCAAAAAUAUGAUUGCUGGCCUGAACGCGAAGCUUGAAGGUAGUCCAGAUGACUACUUCCUCUUCGUCGGCAAGAGUUGGCUUGAGUACUACUACUCUUCUUUCAUCGACUUCCAGAUGGCAUAA